AAGGCCUGCCUAUACACCUCACUGGCUGCUAAUCUCCAGUUCCCAAUCCAAUUUUCAGCUGCAUUAUUUAAUAUAUUUUUUAGAAAAAAAGAUAAACUUAGAAAAAACUCUUUACAUCCUUCUCUCAUGAAUUUCCUCAGCCAACUGCCCUUCUCGGUUGUUGACCCAAGAAUAGUGUUAUUGUAGCUCUGAUCACUUUCCGAUUGGUGAGGAGGAUUGUGUGAAAUUUGAAAAGAAGGAGCGAGGAGACAAAAUGUACAUUGAAGGUAUGCCCAUCUUUCGUCUGGGAUCGAAUUGAAGCAAAGAUUGUAGAAGCAGGGUGAGAUGAAAGCAGCAGUAUAAGUAUUGCAAUGGCUUCUCUUUGCUUGUACGCUUCCGCGGUGCCUAGAAAGGCCUGUGAAGCUCUCCACUCUAUAAGAACAAGAAGUGGCUAUCGGGUCAUCACCUCUAUCCUUCUAUCGUCCAAUCUUCACCGUCGUUCUAAUCAUUUUACGCGCAGACAUUACGCUGCUGCUGAGCUUAGAAGUCCCGAUCUCGUGGCAUUGGAAUACGCCGAUCUUAAUCUCAAUCACAAAAUUUCUGAGGAGGUGGGACAUAUCCGAAUCCGGCAGCAUGUCAACCCUCUCAGCGCUUCAUUAUCUGUCCCUGUGCAAGUGCCUGACUGGAAUAAAGUCUUCAGGAAUGCUACCCUGCCGCUCACUGUGGAUAUUGGGAGUGGUAGUGGCAGAUUUCUCAUAUGGCUUGCAAAAAGAAAUCCAAAUUUGGGAAAUUAUUUGGGGCUGGAAAUACGGCAGAAAUUGGUUAAGCGUGCCAAGUUUUGGGUGAAGGAGCUGGCUCUUGGUAACAUACAUUUCAUGUUUGCAAAUGCGAUGGUUUCUUUUGAAGAGCUAGUAUCCACUUAUCCUGGACCCCUGAAAAUGGUUUUGAUCUUGUGUCCAGAUCCACAUUUCAAGAAAAGGCAUCAUAAGAGGCGGGUUGUGCAGGAGCCUUUAGUAGAUUCUAUUGUGAAUAAUUUAAUGCCUAAUGGACAGGUAUUCGUACAGUCUGAUGUGCUUGAAAUGGCUCUUGACAUGAGGAAUCAGUUCGACGCCAAGUCAGAUGCACUUCAACAUAUGGAGACCAUCAACCCUAGUGUGCCUUGCGAUGCUGAAGGAUGGUUAUUGAUGAAUCCGAUGGGGAUAAGAACAGAGCGAGAAAUCCAUGCAGAGUUUGAAGGUGCAAAAAUUUACAGAAGAAUGUACCAGAAACGGAUAUAAUCUUUUAUUUUUUCAUCACAGCUCCUUAUGAACGUAUCUAGCCCUUCAUUUUGCCAGUUUUUUCCUCUUAUUAGAUUGGCCUUAUUUUAAGCUUUGGUGCUUAAAUGGUUCAAGGGCUCCCAACUGGGCUGUGCUUUUAGAUGCACAAAAUCUGAUGAGCUGUUGUUGUGUACUGUUUAUUUCAUGUUCUGUAAUCUGUAUUCUAUAAAAAUGGCAUCUUGAAUGUUUAACUUA
Molecule: messenger RNA, 1490 nt
Organism: Malania oleifera
Lineage: Eukaryota; Viridiplantae; Streptophyta; Magnoliopsida; Santalales; Ximeniaceae
Exons: 8
Coding region: 351-1256 (301 amino acids)
Biological process (GO): RNA (guanine-N7)-methylation; tRNA methylation
Cellular component (GO): tRNA methyltransferase complex
Molecular function (GO): tRNA (guanine(46)-N7)-methyltransferase activity
Source: RefSeq, a predicted model, not a curated record